Molecule: messenger RNA, 1422 nt
Organism: Parnassius mnemosyne (clouded apollo)
Lineage: Eukaryota; Metazoa; Arthropoda; Insecta; Lepidoptera; Papilionidae
Source: the annotation of a GenBank genome assembly
AUGCCGGAUGUGCGGGUUACACAGCGCUCGGUUCGUAAAUCACUCUUCUCCCUGGACGUCAGCAAGUCGAGUGGGCGCGAUGGAGUCCCUCCCAUUGUGCUGAAGACGUGUGCUCCGGAGUUGGCACCGGUUUUAACGCGUCUUUUCCGAUACUCCUACUCCCAAGGCGUAGUCCAGUAUUCAUGGAAGACAGGUUUGGUUCACCCGAUCCCUAAAAAAGGCGACCGCUCAGACCCGUCCAACUACAGGCCUAUUGCCAUCACCUCCUUGUUCUCCAAAAUAAUGGAAUCCAUUAUAAACAGCCAGCUCAUGAGGUACCUUGAGGAUCACCAGCUGAUUAAUGACCGCCAGUACGGUUUUCGUCGAGGUCGAUCAGCUGGUGAUCUUCUAGUCUAUCUGACUCAUAGAUGGGCGGAGGCAGUAGAGUCCAAGUGGGAGGCAUUGGCCGUUAGUUUGGACAUAGCGAAGGCCUUCGAUCGGAUCUGGCAUAAAGCGCUUCUUUCGAAGCUUCCUUCCUAUGGGCUUCCCGAGAAAUUGUGCAAAUGGAUCACCAGUUUCCUUGCUGAUCGGAGCAUCAAGGUCGUAGUAGACGGUGCAUGCUCUGAUUUCAAGCCUAUCAACGUUGGUGUUCCACAAGGCUGCGUGCUAUCACCAACGCUGUUUCUCCUGCAUAUCAAUGAUAUGUUGCUAACUAGUAGCAUUCAUUGCUAUGCAGACGACAGCACUGGUGAUGCCUUAUAUACCGGCCGUGCCAAUAUUUCUCGCGAAAACGUCGCUGAGUACCGGGACAAACUUGUGUCUGAAGUCGAGUCUUUACUUAACAAAGUCUCGGAUUGGGGCCGACUAAAUCUAGUCCAGUUCAAUCCCCAGAAGACACAAGUUUGCGCGUUUACCGCUAAAAAGAACCCCUUUGUCGUAUCUCCUCAGUUUCAAGGCACUCCCCUUCUUGCCUCUGCCAGUAUCGGUAUCCUCGGAGUUGACAUAUCGAGUGACGUGCAGUUUCGUGGUCACUUGGAAGAGAGGGCCAAAUUGGCCUCUAAAAAGCUUGGCGUGAUCAGCAGAGCGAGACAGUAUUUCAUGCCGGCACAUCGCUUGCAACUUUACAAAGCGCAAGUUCGGCCCCACAUGGAAUACUGUUCUCAUCUUUGGGUCGGGGCACCCCAGUGCCAGCUCCUUCCACUUGACCACAUCCAGCGUAGAGCGAUUCGAAUCGUCGACGACCGAGUUCUUUCUGAUCGGCUCGAUACACUGGCACUGCGUAGAGAUGUUGUAUCUCUUUGGGAACCUUCAAGAAAAGAACUUACACCUUUCUUAAAGGCCGGCAACGCAUCUGCAACUCCCCUGAUAUUGCAGUUGUUCAUGGGUGGCGGUAGUCACUUACCAUCACGUGAGCCGCAUGCUCGUUUGCCCCCUCUUCUAUAA